Chenopodium quinoa (quinoa) is the source of this 1245-nucleotide messenger RNA. RefSeq names its product protein FAR-RED IMPAIRED RESPONSE 1-like. Gene Ontology annotation, biological process: regulation of DNA-templated transcription. The record is from RefSeq and is a predicted model, not a curated record. Lineage: Eukaryota; Viridiplantae; Streptophyta; Magnoliopsida; Caryophyllales; Amaranthaceae. The transcript has 3 exons. Gene Ontology annotation, molecular function: zinc ion binding. The coding region runs from base 1 to 1245 and encodes 414 amino acids.
AUGGAUAUUGAAGAAAUACGAGAUUCAUUGAUGAAUCUGAAAAUCGACAUAAAUGAAGAAUUUGAUGUAGAAGACGAAAACAGAUGUAGAGAAACGAAGUAUCUAAUGUCAGCAAUGAAUUCCAAGAAUGUUAUGUUUGGUUGUGAUUUUAUUGCUGAUGAGAAAAUCAAGACAUUUGAGUGGUUGUUAUCCACAUUCAAGAAAUCAAUGGGUCGAAGUGAACCUGCCUCUAUAUUCACUGAUCAAGACAUGGCUAUGUCUAAAGCAAUUGAAAAGACAUGCUGGAAUGAUAUGAUAGAGAAAUAUAAGCUACAAAACAACAGAUGGUUUAAAAGGUUGUACAAUUUGAGGGAAAAAUGGUGUACAACUUUAAGUAAGGAUUUCUUUUCAGCUGGUAUACUAUCAUCACAGAGAAGUGAAAGUACCAAUAAUGCAGUUAGGUUUAAGGCCAACAAAAACACAAGCCUAACUGAUUUCUUCAAAAUAUUCAAUCAGACAGUGAAAAGGUGGAGGAAGAAUGAGUCUGAUGCUGAUUUCAAGUGUUCAAACUCCCAGCCAAGUUCAAAUUUGCCAUUUUUUGAGUUACUAAAACAUGCAUCUGAAGUUUAUACACAGACUAUAUUCAGAUACUUUGAGACAAAAUUUCUGUACUCAAUUGGAUGCUUAACUCGUCUCCAUUCUAUAAUGGGAAAUUUUUACUUUUAUGAGGUGCAGAUUGAGUACGAUGAAUUAACUAAGCAGAAGGUUACAUAUAACUAUGCUGAAAAUACAAUAGCAUGUUCUUGCAAGAAUUUUGAAGAGGUUGGUUGGCUGUGUUAUCACUGUAUAAAGAUCUUGCAGAAUCAUAAUGUGACAAGGAUACCUACCUAUUACAUUCUUACAAGAUGGACCAAAAUAGCAAAAGAACAUGUCUGGACGAAAAGAGAUGAAAUGGCAGUUGAAAAUGAAACUCAGACACAAAAAUUCAUGCCUUGGCGUCACAUGAUGGCAAGAAAAAGCUAUAGCCUAGUUCUAAAAUGUCAAGAACACAAAGAGACACGCAACUUGAUGGAAGCAUAUUUGAAAAUGAUAGAAGAGAAGGAAGAAGAAUUUAUAAAGGAGUUGGAAAAGAGAACAGAGAGAAGGAAACUUUAUCUGACCAACAGGCAACUUCAUCUGAUUAGCCAGCAACUGCAUCUAAUCAGUAAGCAGAUUCAUGUGAUCACCAGCAAAAUCAAGAAGAAAUCCCUACAGCCAUGGAUCUAG